UGUUAAUAUUAUGUCAUUUCCAUGUGGCGAAUUUUUGUAUUCUAUGUACUUAAUACUUAUAUUGUAUUAAAUAAUAUUAUAAAAUAAUGAAAGCCCUAAUACAACGUGUUAUGAAUGCGAAAGUGACCGUGAAUGGAGAAGUUGUAAGCAGCAUAGGCCAAGGAGCUUGUAUAUUUAUAGGUAUUUGUAACAAUGACAAUGUUAAAGAUAUGGAAUACAUGGCUCGCAAAAUACUCAGUAUUAAGCUAUUUGACGAUGAAAACGACAAAAAGUGGAAAAAAAGUGUAGUUGACAGUGACUUUGAAAUUCUUUGUGUGAGCCAAUUCACAUUAUACAACACAUGGAAGGGCAAUAAACCUGAUUUCCACAAUGCAAUGCCAUCAGAAAAAUCCAAGGAAUUUUAUGAAAAUUUUAUUCAGUUACUAAAAGACAGUUAUAAACCUGAAAAAAAUUAAAGUAAUUUUUUUUUAGAUGGUGUAUUUGGUGCGUACAUGCAAGUAGCACUGAAAAAUGACGGACCAGUCACAUUAGAACUUGAGUCACCAGCACAGGUUGAAAAAGUGAAGAAAAGCAAAUCUCUUAUAACUGGCGAAAUGGAGAAUAAUGCAGACAGAUAAUUCAAUCAUUUGAACAGUUAAUAUAUUUAUUUAAGUAA
This is a messenger RNA of Melitaea cinxia (Glanville fritillary), 655 nucleotides long. Its product is annotated as D-aminoacyl-tRNA deacylase-like. NCBI's taxonomy places the organism in Eukaryota, Metazoa, Arthropoda, Insecta, Lepidoptera, Nymphalidae. The record is from RefSeq and is a predicted model, not a curated record. Gene Ontology annotation, cellular component: cytoplasm. The transcript is spliced from 5 exons. Gene Ontology annotation, molecular function: D-tyrosyl-tRNA(Tyr) deacylase activity. Gene Ontology annotation, biological process: tRNA metabolic process.